Messenger RNA from Blumeria graminis f. sp. triticale, 921 nucleotides. The record is from the annotation of a GenBank genome assembly. NCBI's taxonomy places the organism in Eukaryota, Fungi, Ascomycota, Leotiomycetes, Helotiales, Erysiphaceae.
AUGAUCGAAAUCGGGAUGAAAUCAUUGGUCGUCGUGCUCAUUCUCUUGACAACGCCGACGACUUCCGAAACUCAAAAGAAUAGUUUCAGAGCAACAGCAAACUCGGAAUCAUUCAAAGAAUUAGAAUGUAUAAAUUCGGUACAGUUUUUACUGGUCGGAGCGGAAAGAAUCGAAGGGGCCCGCUCCAGAGCGUGUGACAUUCUUUUCCCUAGCCAGGAACCAGACAUCGACCAGCCACGCGAACAACUACCAGUAAUAGAACCUAAAUUUUUAAAAAAGCUUCUCAAGCGGCAACCUCAAGCAUCCAUACAUAAAUAUCUUUAUGGUGGCACAUCUUCGGAACAGACGAUAUAUAGUAUCCCGCUUGACUUGAAGAGUGUUCCCCUCGAUGACAGAUCAAUAACAAUGGCUUCACCCGGAUAUAUCCUCAACACCCCGUCCUACCUAAUUGAGGCGUCAACACGCAAAGUCAAACAUCCGGAUUAUUCUCUACUUAUAGAUGAUGACUGCAGUAUCCGAGGCGUCUUGAUGAAAGUUUAUCGGCAGGGCUGUCUACCCAAUACUCCCCUAACACCACCCUGGAGCUAUGAGCUCUGCACCGUGACCAACGGAGAAGUCGACCGACGACGAAAAUACUAUCCUUCUAUCCCAGGGUAUCAACAGUUGCCAAGUGACUCAAUGCGCAUUGAAAGCAGUAGACAAAUUGUAAGCAGUUCAAGCAGCUCCAGUAGUGGAGACAGUACAAGCAGCAGGCGUAUUUCAAGAAGUAGACGCAUUGCAGGCAGCUUAGGCAGUGGCUUUAGUGUGAGCAGUAGGCGCAGCACAGGCCGUGAGAAGGAGCCCAAUGCCCCCUCGCUACGGUUCACGGAUUUUUUACCCUUUCGAGGAUGGCUCGAAGGCCAUCCACAACAAGUAAACUGA